GCCUCUCAGUGGGUCUCUGUGUCAGGAUGGGUCACAUGCUCUACGUGAGAAUCCUCGGUGGCUGGAUCCGCGGGGCCCGGCGGGGGCCGGGGCGGGAUCUUGAGAAAAGGAUCGAGCGAACGCGAGCGGCGUGAACCGACGAAGAAUAGAGGACGCUUCCGCGGACGUCCGGGGCCCCAGGGAGCCCGAGAGGGGCCCGUGUCACGUGCGCGGGGUCCACGGUGUUGGGCACAGUGGCCCCAUACGUGGGAGAACCGGCCCACCCCCGUCCGGGAAUCUCCGAUGCUUCGCCGGAUGGUAUAUAUCGGCUCGAAUAUCUUGUCCUGACGCCAGUUCUCUCUAGUCGAGGAUCCUGAAGACCGCGAAAGUGUGAACGAUCCUGUCGUGGUGAACAAACAAACGUCCGCUCGACUCUCCUCCGAUCCAAGGAUUAUUAUACGUUGCCUCCGAAGACGGAAGAUGGAUCUCCUCAAGUGUGUGUUUCUCUUGUUCGCCGGCUGUGCGCUGGUCCACGCGACCUCCACCGUCAAGGACGAGGACAGCCUCGUCGACAGGGGGCUCAGGGCGAUGCACCGGGUCUACGAGGACUGCCAGCAGAGGAACAUCGGCAUCUCGCCUUGCCUCAAGAAGAAGGCGAUCUCGUUCUUCGAGAGACUAGGUAGAAUGCGCAGCCUGCCGCUGUCGGAGACCUUCGAGCUCGUCAGGACCUCCGACGAGCCCCCGAAGAGCACCGUGACGGACCUGGAGGCCAGUCUGGGCAGAAACGCGGCUAGCAAGGACGAGAUCCUGAACGAGAUCCUGCUGGAUCGGGUCGCUUCCUUGCUGAACAGCUUCAACGUGCAGAUACGUCUUCCGAAAACCACUCCUGGAGAGCUGAAGCGGGGCAUGGAAGAGGGCAGAGGCAAGAUGAAGAAGAUGAUGGGCAUGAUGAUGAUGGGCGUAGCUAUGAAGAUGGCUGCUCUCAUACCCAUUGCACUGGGAGUAUUGUUCUUGCUCGCCGGAAAAGCGCUCAUCAUCAGCAAGAUCGCGCUGGUUCUGUCGCUCAUCAUCGGGCUGAAGAAGCUGCUCAGCCAGAAGCAGAGUCACGACCACGGCGGCUGGCAGCAGAGCGGAGGAGGCUGGGACAGAAGUCUCAAGGCCGUCUCGGCGACCAUGCUGCCAUCCACCACCGAGGAGAUGCAGAAUUACGCGCAGAGUCUGGCCUACUCCGCGAGACAUCUUCAUUGAUGCGGGCGAGGACGUCCUCCGGUUCCGUUGGCAAGCGACGCUUCUAGCCGAUCAUCGAUCGCGAUCACGGAUCGAGAUAAUUGGACUGUUAAUCUGUAGUGACGACAUUCUGUUCGGGACCCGUACGGUCUCUCCGUUGUUGGAAAAGGUUUCGUGGAAAGAUUGAGAACGAUCGCUGGUAUUCUGGAGGGUGUUAGAACGCCCUGAAAUUGCACUUCACGGGCUGCUAUUAUCCACUUACAGGCUUCCACGUUCGAAUCGUUUCCGCGGACUCCGUUGUCUCGUCUUCAUGGCUAAUACAGAGAGAUUUCACGACGGAUUAUCUGGUGAACUUAUUACCGAACUUGUUACCGAAGCUGGUGCCCAGAGCGACAGGAAUCGUUGCAAUUAUUUUAAUCGGGGCUUCGUCGUCUUCUUCUGUGUCCGCUCGAGGGAUUCAACUGUCGCCAGAUGCACUUAAACUGUCGCUCGCAUUCGAACGAUUUUACGUGACACAACGACGACGAUGUCGUAAUUUUCUCGCACGCGAACUUCCAACGGUACCGCAACCACUUGCACGCCGCUUCGGGUUCGUGCUCCGAGGAAAUCGAAAUUUCUGCUCUUCGCUGAAAGAAGCUUCGAGUUACCGCUGUCAAUUUUCAUUUGUAAUCUCGACGAUUCCAACGGGUAAAUCGCAACGAUGGAAUUUCUGCUUUGCUCGCGAGAAUAUGGAUCGAAAUUUGAUGUCGGAAUAGCAAGUUUUUCAAUUAGAUUGAAAUUGUAUCGUAGGUAAAAAUUCAAAUUUCGACUCUAUUAAUUACACAAGCAUCGGAUAAUCGCUGAUUUUUGAUAAUUGCUAAUUAUUGAAUUUAUCUACAAGGAUCACUUGCUCACCUAAGUUCUAGUUUAACUCGAUCGAUAUGAAUAUCGCUGAAAUUUCCCGUUUGGACACCGACUGAUGAGCCUCGAGAAAUAUGCAGUUCGAUUGCAGUUCGUAGUUUGUACACCAGCGACGAAUAUAAUUAAGCUGACGUCGAUGUCAGCAAUUUUCACGCACGCGAGUUUCUAACGGAACCGGGACGAGCUGUAUUUUGCGUCGACGAUCGAAACGGCUGGCAAACGCCGUUCGUACAACACGCGGGAUCCGUGGAUUCUGGACCGAAAAAUCUGAGCGCGCAGCGAAAGGAGAUUGUACGGACAUUUUCCGGUCGUUUCGUGGACGCUGUCUCAAUAUAACAUAUGCCGUAGCUGUAAGCUCUGAAAUAUUCCUUAAGCUGUACUAUUUAUUACCACGAUCGCCAUGUAUUUAUUGUCACGAUUUUCAAGCGUGUCCUCGCGUUCGUUCGCCGUCGCCAGUGGCAGCGCGGCCGAUUUACGAAGACUGACCGAAUAAAGAGGCACAGAAUCGAACAGGAAGAUCAAAACGACUUUAAUGAUUCUCCAUUGCAUGUUACACACACAUUUAUAUAUAUAUGUAUCGCAAGUUAUCGUAGAACGAUCGGCUCGGGAUCUAUCGUCGAUCCAAAGAAUUGCCGAUCGAAAGAAUUGUCUCUGAUUUUCUUUAAUCACGGAUCGAGCCGUUUGGUCUGCGAGCUGUUACGGAAUAAAACGAUAAUGGUCAGCGAUAACUAACGCGUUGAGAUCCGAUGCCAUGACCUUGACCGUCCGGCCGCCCCCCGAGGAUCCGUCGAUGGUCGAUCGACCUUCAGUGGACCUUCAGUCCGAGAACCGCGGCGAACAGCGCGAAGAAGAAACCCGCGAGCAGAGCGGUGGCUUUCAAGAGGAUGAGACCGCCGACCAUGGUCGGGAUCAGCGCGACGAACUUCAUCUUGUAGGCGAUCAGCAGGGCCAUCAUCGUGCGAUCCAUCUUCUGCAUCUUUCGUCGCGGCCCACCUGGAAAAUCGGAACCACCGGUUAGCCCCUAAAAUCACCUGUACCGCGAUCUUAACCAGUUAACGCGUGUUAAUAAAUCUAUUUGCAAACGGUA
Megalopta genalis is the source of this 3193-nucleotide messenger RNA. RefSeq names its product DUF1676 domain-containing protein Osi12 (gene Osi12). NCBI's taxonomy places the organism in Eukaryota, Metazoa, Arthropoda, Insecta, Hymenoptera, Halictidae. The record is from RefSeq and is a predicted model, not a curated record. Gene Ontology annotation, cellular component: membrane.